CGAAAGCGGCGCAUGUGCAGAUCUGCGAGGAGCUCUAUCAGGUGAAGCAAAUGCACGACCGAAGAAGAAAGCCGGUCCACCCAUUCGCCGAUGUGCGCUUGUUGGUGUGUGUGUUCUUCCGCAGCCUCCUGUCAGAUUUGGUCUUGCUUUCGCCUCUCGCCGGCCGCCGCAUUCCGCUCGUCAUCAGGUCGUGCAUCAGCUCGUCAUACCGUUGCUGUGCGUCGGCUGCUUGUGCGCGGCAGCUCGUUGUCAAUGGCUACGGGGUCUACACGCUGCCGAAGCACUACACCAUCCCUCAAGAUGACUGCCCCAUCUGCUGCGAACCGUUCGCUGGCAAGACGAACCUCGUGCGCCUGAAAUGCAAUCACUAUGCCUGCUUUGAGGUGAGGAAAUGCGCGACUGAGCCAUCCCUGGCUGCCUCCCUGCAUGGCUGCAUAGCUGGUUGCAUUGCAGUGCCUGAAGGACGCCGCAAAGCAGGAGAUGCGCGGCACCAUGCGGUCUUCGCCACCUGACGGGAACUUUCCGUGUCCUGUCUGCCGCCAAGUAAUGAGUGAGUGGACGGCCAGGCUAACUGGUUUUGGUGUGCAUCUGUCUGUGUGUGUGCAGAAGUGCGAUCUGUUUGAGCGGAUUCAGAAGCCCACAGCAGCCUCGGCCACACUCAGCCCGGAGCCUCUGGGAAGCCCGCUCCGCAGUGUGAGCGUCGAGGAGGUGGACGGCACUGUCGCCACCGGGCUCGCUAGCUACUACACCACGCCAGCAUUCGUCGGCUUCGGAUCCUGUAUUGACAACCUCGACACCCUCGAAGAGCUGCAGGGGCAUCAGACCAUCUUCCAGUUUACGCUUUUCGCGGCUCGCCAGGAGCUGGAAAAGGCCUGGAAGCGCGUGGCCACCGUCCACAAGACACCCGAGGCGAUAGCAGAGGCAUUCAAGUGGGACAGAGACGCGGAGGACGCGCGAGCGGUUCUGCGCCACGCCGACGACCGGAUCACCGCUUCUCAGAAGUCCAUCUCGCGCGUGACACGCCAACAGAUCGGGUGGGUGGGAUGACUCAGGAACAGGACAGUGUGGCAGUGAGUCAGUGAGUGAAUGUCCUGUUGGUCUGUACGUGUGUGUCAGGUCUGGUGUGUCGUUUGGCGUCUAGAGUGACGUGUGGCUGUGUGGGUGUGGUCCCUCGGGACUUCCAAUCGUCAGGCCCGGUCACGGGGGCAACAAGAGUGACGUCACACGGUGAGUGGGGGAGAGGGCGUCACAUACGAGAGGAAAGGCGUCGUGUGUUCACCUGUCUGUCGGUCUGUCUGUCUGUCUCUGUUGUAUGUGUGCAGCUAUCGAGUGGCCUCGUCUGUCGGGGGCAUUGAGCUCUCUCUGCGUGCCGAGAACCUCCGCCUUACUGCUAGCAGCUGAUCAGCCAAAUGGCUACACUUUUUCAGCUCUGAGCGACUGACUGACUGGCUGGUUUUUUUCUGCGUUGUUCUGGGCGGCUUUCAGUGUCGAGGGCGUCUGUGUGUGUGACACACUUACCCAGGGGGCUGACCUGUGUGUGUGUGUAUCAUGUGAGUGAGACGCAGGUAUGAUGGCGACCAAUCGUGCCCUCCCCUG
Messenger RNA from Vitrella brassicaformis, 1596 nucleotides. The record is from the annotation of a GenBank genome assembly. Lineage: Eukaryota; Vitrellaceae.